This is a messenger RNA of Darwinula stevensoni, 651 nucleotides long. The record is from the annotation of a GenBank genome assembly. NCBI's taxonomy places the organism in Eukaryota, Metazoa, Arthropoda, Ostracoda, Podocopida, Darwinulidae.
UUUUUUCCUUCCUUCAGCUGUACCAUCUAGUGCUUGCAUGGAGGAGGGAGGAUGAGCAAGCGAAAGAAGAGUGAAUCAUCUGUUGGGAUGUGGACUUCAGGUAAGUCUUACCCCAUGUAUCAGAGCAGCAUCAACCAGGCCCUUGCUGCUCUUCAGCAGGUCCUUCCCAGCCAACAUAUCACUUCUGCUGAAAAGAUUGAGGGCGAUGGCAUUUCUCAGUGCUAUAUUCCAGAGGCAGCUGCUCAAUACAUCCAUCAACUCCAGAGUGACCUGAUGCAGGUCAUCUCAUCCCAGGUGAACUCUGGUAUGGGAUCAGGGAUGAUGUUCUCCACACCUUCCUUCUCCAAGCCAUCGUUUACAACCCAUCGUGGCUCAAGUGAGGCUGGAAUUGCUUUGGACUCCCAGAUCCCUGCAGGGCACCAUAACCUUCGCCCUCGCAAGAUACCCUGUUCUUAUCUUGAACUGCAUUUGCAGAAGCCGAUCCAGGGUUGUAGUCCUGAGGAGCAGGAGGGCUUAUUCAAGGGGCUCGAAGAUAUCCUCCCUCUCUCUGCCCUACUUCCUCCCCAUCCAGUCAUUGAAAAAAUCCUCCAUGAAUGAUGUUGAUCCGUAUCCCCUAAUCUCAUUCCUUGUGAUUCAGCAUUAUUGCACUUG